UGCACACGGAGCUGCCAGCCCCGCUGGCUACAGGAGCGGCACCUGGCAGACUGGCAGGAAGGAGCUGGGGAACGUCGGGACAUCCUGGGCUCCCGUGCUUUUGGCUUUCCUGUGAGCUCAAGAAAAGACCACCCACCUCAGGAUGAACCCUCCCUCAGGACAAAGAGGCCCCCUGGGCCCAACCCGGGAGCCUGGCUGCGUGGCCACCCCAGUCUCACCCAGCAGCACCUCCAGCGUGGACCCCCCUCUGCCCUCCAGCCCCACGGCAGCCGAGGCUCAGGCUGCGGCCUGGGUCUCCUUCCCCACCGUCGACGUUCCAGCCCACGCCCACUACACCCUGGGCGUAGUGAUCCUGCUGGUGGGCCUCACAGGGAUGCUGGGCAAUCUGACAGUCAUCUAUACCUUCUGCAGGAGCAGAGGCCUCAGGACACCCGCCAACAUGUUCAUCAUCAACCUCGCCGUCAGCGACUUCCUCAUGUGCUUCACCCAGGCCCCCGUGGUCUUCGCCAGCAGCCUCUACAAGCGGUGGCUCUUCGGAGAGGCAGGCUGUGAGUUCUAUGCCUUCUGUGGGGCUCUCUUUGGCAUCACCUCCAUGAUCACCCUGACGGCCAUUGCCCUGGACCGCUACCUGGUGAUCACGCGCCCGCUGGCCAUCGGGGUGGUGUCCAAAAGGCGGGCGGCGCUCGUCCUGCUGGGCGUCUGGCUCUACGCCCUGGCCUGGAGUCUUCCGCCCUUCUUUGGCUGGAGUGCCUAUGUGCCCGAGGGCCUGCUGACCUCCUGCUCCUGGGACUACAUGAGCUUCACGCCAGCGGUCCGCGCCUACACCAUGCUGCUCUUCUGCUUCGUGUUCUUCCUCCCCCUGCUUGUCAUCAUCUACUGCUACGUCUUCAUCUUUAGGGCCAUUCGGGAGACAGGCCAGGCUCUCCAGACUUUCGGAGCCUGUGAGGGCCACAGUGAAUUGCCCCGGCAACGGCAGGGGCUGCAGAAUGAGUGGAAAAUGGCCAAGAUUGUGCUGCUGGUCAUUCUUCUCUUCGUGCUCUCCUGGGCCCCCUACUCCACUGUGGCCCUGAUGGCCUUUGCUGGGUACGCUCAUGUCCUGACGCCAUACAUGAACUCAGUGCCAGCCAUCAUCGCCAAGGCCUCUGCCAUCCACAACCCCAUCAUUUACGCCAUCACCCACCCCAAGUACAGAAUGGCCAUAGCCCAGCAUCUGCCCUGCCUGGGCCUGCUGCUGGGUGUGUCGGGGCAGCGCACCGGCCCUUACGCCAGCUACCGCUCCACCCACCGCUCCACGCUGAGCAGCCAGGCCUCGGACCUCAGCUGGGUCUCCAGACGGAGACGCCAGGAGUCCCUGGGCUCUGAAAGUGAGAUGACCAAGGGGCUGCUCCCUAGCCCGGACCCCAGGAUGUAG
Molecule: messenger RNA, 1411 nt
Organism: Myotis davidii
Lineage: Eukaryota; Metazoa; Chordata; Mammalia; Chiroptera; Vespertilionidae
Gene: OPN4
Product: opsin 4
Exons: 9
Coding region: 143-1411 (422 amino acids)
Biological process (GO): G protein-coupled receptor signaling pathway; visual perception
Cellular component (GO): membrane
Molecular function (GO): G protein-coupled receptor activity
Source: RefSeq, a predicted model, not a curated record